AUGAAUAGUUCAAAAAAUAAAGUAUUGCAAAAAGAUAUUAAUUUGAUGUCUUUAGUUGAAUUAGAGAAACUAUUACAAAGCAAGAAUAGUUUAUAUAGUUCUGUGGGUGCGAAUCUACCUGAUAAAGGUGAAAAGAUAUUAAAUAAUAUAAAGGAAAUCAAUCAACUUAUUACAAAGAUUAAAAGUGGCAAUACAUCGAGUGUAGUAAUAGAGGAAUCAAACAAAACAACAACAACAAAUAGUACUAUUGAAAAAGAAAAAGAAAUAGAGAUAAAUAAUAAUGCAGAGAUUUACGGUAAACCAAACAGUAUGAACGAUGACGAUAGACUAAUAUUCCAAAUGAAAACGUUGUCAAUGAAGUCAAAGAGUAAAGAUUCAAUGAUGAAAACCAACAAAUCACCACCCGCACCAAACAAACCGAUCAGACAAGCUAAAGAAUUGACACUAGAAGAAUCUAUUAAACUAUAUGAUGAAACUCAAACAAUGAAAUCAAUGGAACACUACCCUGAAUAUUCACUCGAUGAAACAAACAGCAGUACAAGUGACCAAUGCGAUCAUGACAAUGAUCUGCAUGAUAUUUACGACACCUCCUAUGAUUACAAACUUCAUGAUGAAUUUGGUCAAUUUGUAGAUGACGAAGAGACCGCCGUUCCAAUGGAAAAAUAUAUAAAUAAUUAA
This is a messenger RNA of Heterostelium album PN500, 678 nucleotides long. RefSeq lists its product as uncharacterized. Lineage: Eukaryota; Evosea; Eumycetozoa; Acytosteliales; Acytosteliaceae. Bases 1 to 678 code for a protein of 225 amino acids. The record is from RefSeq and is a predicted model, not a curated record. The transcript has 3 exons.